Messenger RNA from Glarea lozoyensis ATCC 20868, 960 nucleotides. RefSeq lists its product as uncharacterized. The coding region runs from base 1 to 960 and encodes 319 amino acids. The transcript has a single exon. The record is from RefSeq and is a predicted model, not a curated record. NCBI's taxonomy places the organism in Eukaryota, Fungi, Ascomycota, Leotiomycetes, Helotiales, Helotiaceae.
AUGAUUCGCAAUGACCUAGAGGCCUGUUUUUCUGGCCUCUCCUAUUCUGAGAUCGAUCAAUUCCCUUCUGUCCAACACUCGAGAUGUCUUUGCCUCCUCUUUCAGCAGUGCUGGGAUUCCGCCCGCGUCUACUCUACCAACGAAAUCGACCGAGCUUCCCUCCCACCUAUAGACCAAGACCUCAUUUCCGCCUGGAUCAAAGCUGAUCUCGCACAAUCCGAAGCUCGAUUUCGCGCAAGCGUUGCCGCACGCAAUGACGCCCUAGACGCGUCGCGCGUGGCAGAGGGACUAUCCACCGUCGCAGAAUCCGAACGAGCAUUCGCGGUAGAGAUGGAGCUUGGGGAUUACGAUAUGAGCACACAAAAGGAUAUGUUUGAUGUCGCGAGCGCAAUGUAUACGACGGGUGUGGAGGCGUGGGAAUUCGUAGUCUUUAAGACCUGGGGAUGCAAAGAGGGAGAGCGCGAGAGGUGGGACAUAUUUUGGAGACGCUGGAAGGAUGUCAUGGACUAUAGGUUGAGGGACAUGGGGGCAGUGGGUGACUUGGAGGAGGGAAUAGCAGGCGAGUUGGUGUGGUGGUUAGUGGAGGAUGAGAGUAUGGAUGGGAAGCCAUUUCAGGAGGUACGCGAUUGCUUUACAGAGUUGGUUAAGGAGGCAGAGGAGCAUAUACCCCUUGGACUGGAUCUGGAUCUCGCAUUGUUCGUUGAUAAAGAAUCCGCCGAAACUUUGCUAGAUUGCGAGGAAGGGUCCAGUGCUUUGCGUUCUCCAGAUGAUGACGGUGUUUUCGUGUGGGGAGUGGACGGUAACUACGAUGCAGAUGAUGAUAGAAAUGGAGGCGACGAAUAUCCGGGAUACUUCAAGAUCUCGACAACUGUUUUGAUUUCAGGACUAUGGCACACUUUGAAUGCCCAAACGCCAGACGAGCUUUAUCCUGGAGAUGGACAGAUUUCCAAGGGCAUCUGA